Molecule: messenger RNA, 1660 nt
Organism: Coregonus clupeaformis (lake whitefish)
Lineage: Eukaryota; Metazoa; Chordata; Actinopteri; Salmoniformes; Salmonidae
Product: oocyte zinc finger protein XlCOF6-like
Exons: 2
Coding region: 241-1578 (445 amino acids)
Biological process (GO): regulation of transcription by RNA polymerase II
Molecular function (GO): DNA-binding transcription factor activity, RNA polymerase II-specific; RNA polymerase II cis-regulatory region sequence-specific DNA binding
Source: RefSeq, a predicted model, not a curated record
GUAAUCUUUUUUAAAGAGAAACGGGGUUGGCAGGUAGGAUUUAGUUUAUCUCUGUCUGUGGCCCACACUCCAGUGCGUUAGGUGGCGGUAAUGCACCAUAACGUUGGAUGCCAACCGCCGAUAAACCCCACUGAAGAAGGAAGUAAAACUGGGAGCGGGUUUGUUUUGUUUGUGACCACCGUUCUUUCCUCGUGGAUGAAGCAAUACUAGUUGAAUACCCAACUUUCAGUCCACUGAAAUAUGUCUAAACUACAGUUGUUUCGUGUGUUUUUAAAUGAGCGUUUAACUGCGGCUGCUGUGGAGAUUUUUGGGGCAGUUGAGCAAACGGUAGUGGACUACCAGGAGGAGAAUGAUCGGCUACGGAGACUGCUGCGGAUCACACCGAUUAUACAACAAUGUAACAAAGACUCCCUGCAGCUCUCUCUCGCUGUCUCUGAAGAGGAGGUUCUCCCUGAUCAGCAGCACUGUGAGCAGGAGUGGAGCCCCAGUCUGGGGCAGGAGAACACAGAGCUUCCACAGAUUAAAGAGGAACAGGAGGAACUCAGGACCACUCAGGAGGAAGAGCAGCUUCAAGGGCUGGAGACUGAUAUCAUAGAGUUCAAAUUCACUCCUUCCUGUAUGAAAAGUGAAUGUGAUCAGGAGGACCCACUUCAGCCCUUGACUCUUCCCCAAACCCAGACUGUGGAGAACAGAGAGAGGGACCCUAAACAAGUGGAUCUCACACCUUAUGUUACUGUGACCCACCUUAAGGGUCUCUACAGUCCCUGUCACCCUCCAGAUAAUCAAAACAAUGCCUCCAGCCAAAACCUAGCCGGAAGCAGCGACCCAGUGGCACUUGACAGCAGCCCACCAUUGGAUCCCAGUUCGUCAUUGGAUCCAAACCCAUCAAUGGUGGAACACUGUUUCAAACCCAGCACCACGUCUAGAAAACCUCACCGCUGCCGUGACUGUGGCGAAAUGUUUGCUCUGAAAACGGACCUGCAGAGGCAUGUGACUCUCUUUGGCUGCUUCUGCCAAAAAAGCUACCACUCCACCUGUAAACAAAAGGCCCAUGUCCGACUCCGUCACAGUGGGAAACCCUGCACCAGCCCUGUUUGUGACAAGACCUUCAAACUCAAAGGGGAUCUGUCCAAGCACAUGAUGAUUCGCACAGGAGAGAAACCAUUUAGUUGUGGUGACUGUGGGAAGAGCUUCAAUCAGAAGUGGACCCUAAGGAAGCAUAAACUGACUCACGCAGGAGAGAAACCAUUUAUCUGUGGAGAAUGUGGGAAAAGCUUUUUACAGAAGGGGGACCUAAGUAGGCAUAUACGGACUCACACAGGAGAAAAACUAUUUAUCUGUGGUGACUGUGGGAAAAGCUUCAAUUUGAAAGGGAACCUUAGGAAGCAUAAACUGACUCACACAGGAGAGAAACCAUUUAUUUGUGAUGACUGUGGGAAAAGCUUCAGUCAGAAGGGGACCCUAAGGAAGCAUAAACUGACUCACACAGGAGAGAAACCAUUUAGCUGUGAUGACUGUGGGAAAAGCUUCAGUCAGAAGGGGACCCUAAGGAAGCAUAAACUGACUCACAGAAGAUAAACCAUUUAGCUGUGAUGAUUGCGGCAAAAGCUUCACUCAAAAGUCUAAAUUACUGAUCCAUGUAAAAACAUCCACAAAGGAG